CACAAUCCUUUACAACCGUCCCCAUUAAGAAUCGGAGAUGAUAGACUUUUGGAAGAGUCACAUUUUAAUUUUUCAGAACCAACAGUUUUAUUUUUUCAUGCUUUUUUCGAGUCGUAUCAAGCCACUCCAGCAACUACUAUAAAAACUGGUAAAACAACCUUACAAGACCCUGAAGAAUUACAAGUGAAUGAUGACAGCCUUCUAAAUAAUUCAAAAAUAAAUUUUUCGAAGCCAACAAGAAUAUUUUGCCAUGGUUUUACCGAAUCUUACACUGCAGAAGUAUCUCAAUCAGUUAUGAAAGCAUACUUGAAAUACGAAGAUUGCAACGUUAUUUUAAUAAAUGCUCAGAUUCCUUUUGCCAGAAACUACCUAGUGGCAGCAAAUAAUGUACUGGGUGUUGGAAAAUAUUCUGCCGAAUUCGUGGACUAUUUAGUUUCCAAAGGAAUGCCUCUAUCAUCCCUGGAACUGAUUGGGAUGAGCCUGGGAAGUCAAACUAUGGGAAUUGUCGGUGCCAGUGUUAAAAGUGGAAGGAUCCCAAAAAUAAUGGCUUAUGAGCCAGCAGGGCCUUUAUUUCAUACUCGUCCGGAAAGUGCAAGGCUGGACAAAAGUGAUGCAGAUUUUGUAAUUGUUAUACACACAAAUUGGGGUUUCAAUGGAUUUUUCUUUCCAUGUGGACAUGUCGAUUUUUGGAUAAACGACUCACCACUUUUCCAACCUGGUUGCUCCUUAUGGGCAUGUGCCUCGAGACGACCAUCGGACAUGAUUAAUGAAUUGUGUAAAAAAAUUUUUUGCAGUCACUUUUUUAGUCACCGUUUAGCCACAUAUGCGAUUAAUAACCAAACCGCUUUCCCAGCUAGAAAAUGUACCAGCUUCACAAGUUACAAAAACGGAUAUUGCGAUAAAAAUGAUUUGCAGUUUGUUGGUGAUCAGGUUUAUUCAAAAACAACCUUACAAGACCCUGAAGAAUUACAAGUAAAUAAUGACAGCCUUCUUAAUAAUUCAAAAAUAAAUUUUUCGAAACCAACAAAAAUAUUUUGCCAUGGUUUUACCGAAUCUUACACUGCAGAAGUAUCUCAAUCAGUUAUGAAAGCAUACUUGAAAUACGAAGAUUGCAACGUUAUUUUAAUAAAUGCUCAGAUUCCUUUUGCCAGAAACUACCUAUUGGCAGCAUAUAAUAUACUGGGUGUUGGAAAAUAUUCUGCCGAAUUCGUGGACUAUUUAGUUUCCAAAGGAAUGCCUCUAUCAUCCCUAGAACUGAUUGGAAUGAGCCUGGGAAGUCAAACUAUGGGAAUUGUUGGUGCUAGUGUUAAAAGUGGAAGAGUCCCAAAAAUAAUGGCUUAUGACCCAGCAGGGCCUUUAUUUCAUAUUCGUCCGGAAAGUGCAAGGCUGGACAAAAGUGAUGCAGAUUUUGUAAUUGUUAUACACACAAAUUGGGGUUUCAAUGGAUUUUUCUUUCCAUGUGGACAUGUCGAUUUUUGGAUAAACGACUCACCACUUUUCCAACCUGGUUGCUCCUUAUGGGCCUGUGCCUCAAGACGACCAACGGACAUAAUUAAUGAAUUGUUUUUUUGCAGUCACUUUUUUAGUCACCGUUUAGCCACAUAUGCGAUUAAUAACCAAACCGCUUUCCUAGCUAGAAAAUGUACCAGCUUCACAAGUUACAAAAACGGAGAUUGCGAUAAAAAUGAUUUGCAGUUUGUUGGUGAUCAGGUUUAUUCAAAAGCAAAUGCAGAUAAUCCCAAACAGCUAAAAAUAAAUGAUGAAGGAUUGUUUAGGAGUUCCAAAAUUGAUUUUAAUAAACCAACCAAAUUUUUUGUCCAUGGGUUUCUUGAAAGUUAUAAGUCCGACGAUGCUCAGCAAACUAAAAAAGCGUACUUGGAUAAGGAAGAUUGCAACAUGAUUUUGGUCGAUGCCAAAGUUCUUUACGCCGGUAUUAAUUACCUAGCAGCAGCAAACAAUGUGCAAGCUGUUGGAAAAUAUGUUGCCACUUUUGUGGACUAUCUGGUUUCAAAGGGAAUGCCAAUUUCUAGUCUGGAACUGAUCGGCAUGAGCUUGGGUGGACAAACUGUUGGGAUUAUUGGAGCCCAUGUAAAGAGUGGAAGAGUGCCAAAAAUUUUGGCUUAUGAUCCAGCCGGUCCGUUGUUUAAUGGUUAUCCAGAAGAUAAAAGAUUGGACAAAUCGGAUGCAGAUUUUGUGAUUGUAAUUCACACGAACUGGCUUCAAAAUGGAUAUUUCUUACCCUGUGGUCACGUCGAUUUUUGGAUAAACAACACUCCACUCAGCCAACCUGGAUGUUCCAUUUCUCAAGUCACUCGUAGAAAACCAGGAAACAUACCAGAAAUAGGUACUCAUUUCUUUAGUUGGAGAACGGGUAAAUUUGCCUUAUACCACCCAACUGCAUUUCCCGCUAGAAAAUGCGACAGCUACAAGAGUUACAAGAAAGGUGCCUGCAACGGAAACGAUUUGCAAUAUGUAGGAGAUAAAGUAAAAGCGACGGCCUCCGGAAACUACUACGCCACUGUUGGAAAGGAAAUUUAUUCUUAAAUAUUAAAUACAUACUUUUACAGUUUUAAACAAUUAAAAUGUUUUUGUAUUAAAAAAACAUACCUAUUUAACCUAAGAAAUACAAUUAUACUUAAGUAACAGUAAUUGUUUAUAGAUUAAAAAUAUACUAAUACUGACUUAAUUGCUAAUUAACCGUCAUUUUUCGUACACCCUGUAUAUAUUAAAUAUAUACAGGGUGUUUCAGAAUAAGAUGCUGAACUUUACCUGACUAUUACCGAUGUACGGGGCG
Messenger RNA from Brassicogethes aeneus, 2794 nucleotides. Lineage: Eukaryota; Metazoa; Arthropoda; Insecta; Coleoptera; Nitidulidae. The record is from the annotation of a GenBank genome assembly.